This is a messenger RNA of Saccostrea cuccullata (small rock oyster), 969 nucleotides long. RefSeq names its product Golgi apparatus membrane protein TVP23 homolog A-like. Lineage: Eukaryota; Metazoa; Mollusca; Bivalvia; Ostreida; Ostreidae. The coding region runs from base 115 to 714 and encodes 199 amino acids. Gene Ontology annotation, cellular component: Golgi membrane. The record is from RefSeq and is a predicted model, not a curated record. The transcript is spliced from 6 exons. Gene Ontology annotation, biological process: vesicle-mediated transport; protein secretion.
GUUGCACGUCCACGAAGCUUGUAAACAGCUUGGUUAUGUUGAUUAUGUAGAUUAUUUAUAAGAACAUGAUUUAUUAAUUCUUUACGGUAAAGUAUCGAGGAGUUGAAAAACAAAAUGAACACGUCAGAUGUAACUCUUAAUUUUGGAGAAGAAGAUGAAAUUGACAGACAGAAAAAACUCAAACACCCUGUUGCAGUAUUUUGCCACGUGGUGUUCCGUGUUAUUGCAGUCCUAAUGUUUAUCUUAUGUGGAUGGUUUAGUAAAAGUUUCAUCACAAACUUUAUUCUGAUGGUCAUUCUGUUGUCAAUGGACUUCUGGACUGUUAAAAAUAUUUCAGGUAGAUUAUUGGUUGGAUUACGCUGGUGGAACUACGUAGAUGAUGAUGGAGUUAGUCACUGGGUGUACGAGUCCAGGUCAAAGAGUCAAAAUAAGGUCAAAGUGUCUGCAACAGAGGCAAGGAUCUUCUGGUUGUCUCUUAUAAUCUGUCAGAUCAUCUGGAUAGUUUUUGUAUUUGGAACCAUAAUUGGACUUGAUUUAAAGUGGUUUAUGGUGGCAUUGGUUGGUGUUAUUAUGAAUGGAGCUAAUCUGUAUGGCUAUAUCAGGUGUAAAUAUGGAUCUAAGACAAAACUGUCCUCAGUCGCCACUGGGUUUCUGGGCCAGCAGAUCUGGUCUAAGAUGACACGACAAACAGAGGACCAGGAGCCACAGAAGUAGUUAUUUUCUGAUGAAGUCCACUACUCAUUUAUUAUGAAUCUGUAUGAAAAUGUGAUUACAUGAAGUUUGUAUGAUUGUAAAUUUUGAAAUAUAUGUACAUUGUAUAUUGCACUUAUUUAAACAGCUGUAAAUCAUUCUGAAAGGGUAUAAACACUAUAAUAAUAGGGAUGUAUUUUGUGUGUAUGUUCAUGUUUAACAUUCAAAAGUCUAAUAUUGAAUAUAUACUGUAUAUGUUAAUAAAAUGCCUUAAGACUA